CAUUUUCCCAUCGUCUGCUAAGUCUCCAUUCCCAUUCUAGUCGCUCAACAUAAGUUGGCCUCUCUAUUUUCUGAUUUUCCCAUAAUGGGUCCCCGCAUUGAAGUGAUAUCUUCACUUCUGUUUGCAACCUUGGUGUCUUUCAAUCUUAUUGUGUGUAAUGUGGAGGCGUCAAGAGUGGCGAGAUUCUUUAACAAAGAACCCACCUACAACAAUCCCAAUGAGCGAGAAAACUCUGGUUACAUGGAUCCCAAAGAGUAUUACCCGACUGGUACCGAGAACUCUUACAAUGGGUUCUACGAGGCGGGUGAAGGGAGGCGCAGUGGUGAAGGUGGCGGCUACAGAGAGGGCGUCAAUGGCUACGGUAGAGGUGCUGAGUUCACUACCGAAAAUGGCGGCGGUGCGGGCUACGGGGCACAAGCUUUUGGCAAUGGCGGCGGCUAUGGCUCUGGCGAGUGGCACGGUUCCAAUGGCGGCGGCGGUUAUGGACAGGGUGCGGAGUAUGUUUCCGGCUACGGAAACGGUUACAAUGAAUUCGGCAACGGCAACGGCAACGGGAAUGGCAAUGGCUACGGAUCUGGCUCUGGUGCUGGCUAUGGCAACGGCAACGGUAAUGGCAACGGCAACGGGAACGGAGAGUAUGUUCCGAACAAUGCUUACAGACAGGAGAACCCUUGAGCUAUAUAUUCUUUCACUCUGUUUGUUGUCCGUCUUGUUUCUGCAGGUGGUGGGUAUCUAAUAAAGAUAUGUGUUAGCUGUAGUCAAGUAGAAUUCGCAUUGUACUAAAGUUUGAGCAUUGAGAUUUAUGAUUUCAAAAAACUUGAGAUGUUCAAGGCUGUGGGCCUUUGUGAGACGCAAGGUACUUGAAAGUGUAUUCACUAUUGAAUCUGUGUCAAUUGUAUAGAACUUGAAGUUGUUUCUAAGGAGAUUUCUAAAGAUUUAUAAGAGUUGGUGUAAUGUGCUUAAGUUGUUCUUAAGCAGAACAUUGCCAUCUUGGUGAAGUAAGGAGUAGAUUAUUAGUAAAUAUGCUCUGAUCGGUGUAAAUCUCAGGCCACCAUCAUAACUCCAACUAAGGUCUUAUAUCAAACUGUCAUGUUCAUUAUGAUAACUCUGCUUGGCAUUUACCAACGCUCAACUGAACUUUGGAAAGGGUUAAAAAGUAUUUAUAUAUAAUUUUCUGGUACUAUUUGUUUCCUCA
Molecule: messenger RNA, 1195 nt
Organism: Cryptomeria japonica (Japanese cedar)
Lineage: Eukaryota; Viridiplantae; Streptophyta; Pinopsida; Cupressales; Cupressaceae
Product: glycine-rich cell wall structural protein 2
Exons: 1
Coding region: 85-675 (196 amino acids)
Source: RefSeq, a predicted model, not a curated record